AUGGGCAACAUAUGGUCUCUAAUCUCCCAAAUGUUCCCCCCAAAGCCCAAAUGGUCUGUGGAUGAUAUUCCAGAUUUGACGGGAAAAGUUGUUAUUGUCACAGGCGGUAACACCGGAUGUGGGAGAGAAACGGUAAAAGCACUACUUUUGCACGGUGCAAAGGUCUAUCUGGCCGCUCGAAGUGAGGAAAAGGGCAAGGAAGCCAUCGUAAAACUGAAGGAAGACACCGGAGCUGAAGCUAUAUUCCUCUCCCUGGAUCUUGCAGAUCUGGUCAGUGUCCGUCGUGCGGCAGAUGAGUUUUUUUCAAAAGAGACAAAACUUGAUAUAUUAUUCAACAAUGCUGGCGUUAUGUUGCCUCCAAUGGACAUGCUCACCAGACAGGGCUAUGACCUCCAGUUCGGCACCAAUGUCAUCGGCCAUUUCCAUUUCACUCAACUGCUUUUGCCUGCACUUGUCGCAGCCGCCACACCCUCCGAGAAAGCACGAGUGAUCACGACAUCUUCAUCGGCCAAUUAUAUGGGUACGCUAGACUUCAAUAUCUGGGUCGAUGGUCCCGCACGCAACGAGAAGACUUCCGGCAAUCUAUACGUCCAAAGCAAGCAUGGCAACGUCGUCUUUGCUGUUGAAUUGGCCAGACGGUAUGGGGAACAGAAUAUCAUUUCCCACUCUCUCAAUCCAGGCAGCAUCCGGACGGAUCUACAACGCCAUCGCUCCCCAUUCACAAACAAAAUGCUAGACGUUUUCCUCUUCCCAGCUCAUAUGGGAGCUCUGACUCAAUUAUGGGCUGGAACUUCGCCCGAAGCGGGAAAAUUAAACGGUGAAUUCAUGAUUCCCUGGGCCAGACUAGGCGAAGCUCGUAAAGAGACGGCAGACCCAGCGGUGGGAAAGAAGCUCUGGGAAUGGCUGGAAACUCGGUGCAAGGACUACUGA
Molecule: messenger RNA, 930 nt
Organism: Guyanagaster necrorhizus
Lineage: Eukaryota; Fungi; Basidiomycota; Agaricomycetes; Agaricales; Physalacriaceae
Product: NAD(P)-binding protein
Exons: 9
Coding region: 1-930 (309 amino acids)
Source: RefSeq, a predicted model, not a curated record